Molecule: messenger RNA, 1464 nt
Organism: Ilex paraguariensis (yerba mate)
Lineage: Eukaryota; Viridiplantae; Streptophyta; Magnoliopsida; Aquifoliales; Aquifoliaceae
Source: the annotation of a GenBank genome assembly
AUGGGUUUUUCGAGUCCAAAUAGCCAGCUCUUGUCCAAGAUAGCAACCAAUGAACUACAUGGAGAAAAUUCGCCUUACUUUCAUGGGUGGAAAGCAUACGAUAAUGAUCCUUUCCACCCUAUCCAAAACCCGAAUGGCGUUAUCCAAAUGGGUCUGGCAGAAAAUAUGCUUUCUUUUGACCUAAUCGAGGAUUGGAUUAAGAAAAACCCAAGAGCAUCGAUUUGUACCAGUGAAGGACUUAACAAGUUCAGGGAUAUUGCUAUCUUCCAGGACUAUCAUGGUUUAUCGGAGUUUAGAAAUGCUGUUGCAAAGUUUAUGGGGAGAGUGAGAGGUGAUAGGGUUAAAUUUGAUCCAGCCCGCAUAGUCAUGGGUGGUGGAGCAACUGGAGCUAAUGAACUCAUCACGUUCUGUUUGGCUGAUCCAGGCGAUGCAUUUUUGGUGCCCUCACCUUAUUAUCCAGCAUUCGGUAGGGAUCUCAGAUGGAGAACUGGGGUGCAACUAUUUCCAGUGAUGUGCAACAGCAAGAACGACUUCCAGAUCACCGUAGAGGCACUAGAAGAGGCAUAUGAGAAAGCCAAGCAAUCCAACAUCAAAGUCAAAGGCUUGAUCAUAGCAAACCCUUCAAACCCAUUGGGCACCGUAUUAGAUCGAGAGGCACUGAAAACCCUAGUGAGCUUCAUCAAUGAGAAGAACAUUCACCUUGUCUGCGACGAAAUCUAUGCAGCCACCGUCUUCAGCGCCGCCCCAAAUUUCAUAAGCGUCGCUGAGAUUAUACAAGAAAUGGACUGCAAUCGCGAUCUUAUUCACAUUGUUUACAGUAUGUCAAAGGACAUGGGCCUCCCAGGCUUCAGGGUUGGAAUUGUGUAUUCAUACAAUGACGCAGUUGUGAAUUGUGGCCGAAAAAUGUCAAGCUUUGGAUUGGUCUCCUCACAAACACAGCACUUACUCGCUUCAAUGCUUGACGAUGAGGAGUUUGUGGAAAUGUUUCUUAGAGAGAGUGCUAAGAGGCUGUCUGAUCGGCACAAAUUCUUCACAAUGGGGCUUGAACAAGUGGGAAUCAGUUGCUUGAAAAGCAACGCAGGCCUGUUUGUUUGGAUGGAUUUGCGUUCAAUGCUCAUAGAACAAACAGUUGAAGCUGAACUGGAGCUAUGGAAGAUCAUAAUCAACCAAGUGAAGCUCAAUGUCUCUCCUGGCUCUUCGUUCCAAUGCGUUGAGCCUGGUUGGUUUAGGGUUUGCUUUGCGAAUAUGGAUGAUGCCACAGUAGAAAUUGCUCUCAAAAGGAUUCAAAUGCUUGCGGGUCAAGGCAAAGAGAAAGAGGUGGCAGUAAAGAACAAGCCAUGGCGAAAGAAUCUUCGACUCAGCUUCCCAGCUCGAAUAUACGAUGAGAGCAGCGUCAUGUCGCCGCGUCUGAUGUCGCCUCACUCACCGAUUCCUCACUCGCCACUCGUUCGAGCCAGGACUUAG